Sceloporus undulatus (fence lizard) is the source of this 2324-nucleotide messenger RNA. RefSeq names its product sirtuin 7 (gene SIRT7). The coding region runs from base 830 to 2038 and encodes 402 amino acids. Gene Ontology annotation, molecular function: NAD+ binding. The record is from RefSeq and is a predicted model, not a curated record. Lineage: Eukaryota; Metazoa; Chordata; Lepidosauria; Squamata; Phrynosomatidae. The transcript is spliced from 11 exons.
UUUGGCAGCUGAAGUGCAAAACAUCUAGGUCAAAAACAGGAGAGGUCUUCACUGCUAAUAUAAUAAUAAAGAUGGGCUGUUCCCCACUGAAAGAUACUUAAGGGAUAGUUAAAAUGGAAUAUAAGAAAUAUUUGCCAGCAGUAAGAAUACAGGGGGCUUUGUCUCCCUUGGAUAUUCAGAUGUUGCAGAGAUGGUUGGUACAGCUGCUGUUACUUUGGAUACUUAAGAAUCAACAAUUUAGGAUUGCCAGAGUGAAAACUGGAGAUGUUUUCUGUAGCUUUUUAUUGUUAUUUAAAGGGAAUUUGAGCAGGUCUUGCUUGUUGUUACACAGCCAGUAGCAUGCUUAUAUACUUAGUGGCUAAAAUGCCCUUUACUCUACACAGCAGUUAGAAAUACAGGGCAACCUGCAAUUUUGACUCUGGCAACUUUAAACAUAGAAGAGAUGUGCUUGAGUGGUGAUUUCAAUCAACUGUUAUUUAGCUGUCUCUUCUUUGACCUGAGUACAGAUAGCUAAGCAGAUUUUCUCACUUUGUAUUAAGGCAUGAAAAGGCAUGACUCACUGGAAAAAAAUAAUUCUGGGAAAGGUGGAGAGAAGCAGAAAGACAUGAAGACUGCAUGCUAGAUGGAUGGACUCUAUUAAGGCUGUCACAGCCGCAAACCGAGGAGGAGAGCCGCCGAACGAUUGGGCCGGAAGCGCCGGUGGGCGGGGUCUUCCGCAGGAAAGGAACAACAACGGAGAGCCGCUCUAGGCGCUUCUUCGACUGCUCCGGGAGGCCGGAAGCGGAAGCCGGGGCUUAGGCCGGCUGGCACUCGGAAGCCCCUCGAGGCGAUGGCGGCGGGUCGGAGUUUGAGCCGCUCGGAGCGGAAGGCGGUGGCUCGCGCCGAGUCCCUCCGCCAGGAAGAGCAGCGGCAGCGGCGGAGACAGGUGUCACAGAUUCUCCAUAAGCCAGCCACAGAGCGGAGUGCUGAUGAGACUCUCUUUCUGUCUGGAUGUCAAGAGAUUGUACGAGAUUUGGAGCGGCUUCGCAAGAAACGUGAGAGACUGCAACACCGGUUGGAGGAGGUUUGUGAUGAACCUGAUGAGUUGAAGAGAAAAGUCAGCAAGCUCUCCGAAGUUGUGCGAGGAGCUAAGCAUCUCAUCAUAUAUACAGGAGCUGGCAUCAGUACAGCAGCUUCAAUUCCUGACUACAGAGGCCCAAAUGGGGUGUGGACUAUGCUGCAAAAAGGAAGGAGUAUCAGGGCUACAGAUCUGAGUGAGGCAGAGCCUACACUCACCCACAUGAGCAUUGCCUGUUUGCACAAACACAAGCUGGUGAAGCAUGUGGUGUCACAAAACUGUGAUGGUCUCCACUUGCGCAGUGGGCUCCCUCGGGAAGCUCUGUCUGAGCUACAUGGAAACAUGUACAUAGAGGUUUGUACAUCCUGCGCACCCAACCGUGAAUAUGUGCGAGUGUUCGAUGUGACAGAGCGUACAGCCUUACAUAGGCACCAUACCGGCAGAGUAUGUCACAAAUGUGGGACACAACUAAGAGAUACAAUUGUACACUUUGGGGAGAAGGGCAUCUUGCAACAACCCUUGAACUGGAAGGCAGCAACAGAAGCUGCAAGCAAAGCUGAUGUGAUCCUUUGUUUGGGGUCUAGCUUGAAGGUUUUGAAAAAGUACCCCCACUUGUGGUGUAUGAGUAAGCCACCCAGACAUCGUCCUAAACUCUACAUUGUAAAUCUCCAGUGGACACCAAAGGAUGACCUAGCUGCCUUGAAACUUCAUGGGAAAUGUGAUGAUGUGAUGAAAUUGCUGAUGGAUGAACUAGGACUUCCCAUCCCUUGCUAUGACAGAACAAAGGAUCCAAUCUUCUCCAUGGCUAUUCCUCUACAACCUGAAGAAGAAGGCAGUCAUAGCCGCAAACCUGUGGCCCUACCAGCAAGUCUCCAUGAAGUGCCACUGGGAGAGCAGCAACAGGUGCCUGCUGUCACCUCCUCUGCUGGCUGGUUUGGUAGAGGCUGUGCAAAAGGCACCAAAAGAAAAAAACUGUCUUGAUUAUGAACACUUUUUAAAAAAAUCUCGGGGACCAAUUGAAGGUGCUAAAAUCAGGAUAGAAGAUUACAUCGCACUGGAUUUGGCCAGGAUUGCUGGGCUAACUGGAAAAACCACAGCUGCUAUUUUCAUAGAUGUUUUAUAUAUAAAGAAACAGGCCAAAGCUUAGCUUGGUUACUGCUGUCUGAUGGAGAGGUUGGCAUUUGAUACUCAGGGCUGCCAAUUAAUAAAUAUUAUUAAAAAAAAGUAGAGUAAUAAAAUGGCUAUUUUUUCCCCAGAGUGCAUCCAU